Messenger RNA from Sardina pilchardus (European sardine), 3098 nucleotides. It is a transcript of the gene gnai3, whose product is annotated as guanine nucleotide binding protein (G protein), alpha inhibiting activity polypeptide 3. The record is from RefSeq and is a predicted model, not a curated record. Gene Ontology annotation, cellular component: heterotrimeric G-protein complex. Gene Ontology annotation, biological process: adenylate cyclase-modulating G protein-coupled receptor signaling pathway. The transcript is spliced from 9 exons. The coding region runs from base 621 to 1685 and encodes 354 amino acids. Gene Ontology annotation, molecular function: G-protein beta/gamma-subunit complex binding; GTPase activity; G protein-coupled receptor binding. NCBI's taxonomy places the organism in Eukaryota, Metazoa, Chordata, Actinopteri, Clupeiformes, Clupeidae.
UGAAAGAGCGGGGGUAAACUGGGAGCUGUAGCCUGAGGAUAACACAAAACUUUUUGAACUAUUUGGAACAGAUGUAUAUGAAUUACGUAUGGACGUUUGGGUUUUCUUGGGUUUUCUUUUACACUCUGGUGUACUGUUAAUUACUUUGUCUUAACGUACUUCAAGUUUUAAAGAUUACUAGCUAACAAUGCUAAUGAAACUCACGUAACUUAGCCAGCUAGGAUAGCUAACGUUACUUUUUAGGUGAGCAUUCAUACAAGUCAAACUGCUAGCCAAGUGUUACAUGUAGCUCGGAGGUUUGCGACCAAACUCAUACAACUAACGUUAGUUUGAAUGACAAUAGCUCAUUAACAGCCUGCGGUUAAAUAUUCUCUGUCGUUGCUUAUUUUGUGGUUGCUCUAAGUGCGUUUGCGAAUGGCUUAUACAUUGCCCAUUCUCCCACGUUAGAGAAUUGCGUUAGGUGCCAACGCCUUUUUUGUUAAGUCCUGGUUUUCUUUGUUGCGCUCUGUAAGUUGUUGAAGUUUGACGACAAACGCCAAAACUGUAGAAGCCUUUGUUUACCCGAAGUAUUUACUCAAUUGCCCGGUUCCAACAAAUAGUUUUAUAGACUGGUUUUGAAAAUGGGUUGCACACUAAGCGCCGAAGAUAAAGCGGCCGCGGACAGGAGUAGAAUGAUAGACCGCAAUCUCCGGGAGGAUGAGAAGAAAGCAUCCAGAGAAGUCAAACUGCUUCUUCUCGGUGCUGGAGAGUCGGGGAAGAGCACAAUAGUGAAACAGAUGAAGAUUAUUCAUGAAGACGGUUACUCAGAGGACGAGUGUAAGCAGUACAAGGUGGUUGUGUACAGCAAUACCAUCCAGUCCAUCAUCGCCAUCAUCAGGGCCAUGGGACGGCUGAAGAUUGACUUUGGAGAUCCCGCUAGAGCGGACGAUGCCAGGCAGCUGUUUGUGUUAGCCGGCUCCGCCGAGGAGGGGGUGAUGACUGCAGAGCUGGCCGGUGUCAUCCGCAGGCUGUGGAAGGACGACGGCGUCCAGAACUGCUUCGGCCGUUCCAGAGAGUACCAGCUCAACGACUCUGCUUCCUAUUACCUGAAUGACCUGGACAGGAUAUCUCAGCAGAAUUACAUUCCUACCCAGCAAGAUGUGUUGAGGACUCGAGUGAAGACCACCGGCAUCGUGGAGACGCACUUCACUUUCAAGGAGCUGUACUUCAAGAUGUUUGAUGUGGGCGGCCAGCGCUCGGAGCGGAAGAAGUGGAUCCACUGCUUCGAGGGCGUCACCGCUAUCAUCUUCUGUGUUGCACUCAGCGACUAUGACCUAGUCCUGGCCGAGGAUGAGGAGAUGAAUCGUAUGCAUGAAAGCAUGAAGCUUUUUGACAGCAUCUGCAACAACAAGUGGUUUACAGAGACCUCAAUCAUCCUCUUCCUCAACAAGAAGGACCUGUUUGAGGAGAAAAUCGCGAAGAGUCCUCUAACCAUCUGCUACCCUGAGUAUUCUGGCUCCAACACAUAUGAGGAGGCUGCAGCAUACAUCCAGUGCCAGUUUGAGGACCUGAACCGGAGGAAAGACACUAAAGAAAUCUACACGCAUUUCACCUGUGCCACUGACACCAAGAACGUCCAGUUUGUGUUUGAUGCGGUCACAGAUGUCAUUAUUAAAAACAACCUGAAGGAAUGUGGUCUUUACUAAACCAGUGACAACUCAGUGGUUGGCACGACUGCAGCAUGGAGAAUGAGAUGGAUUUCAGCAGAGCUCUCUUCAAAGGACAGCCAAGUCUUUGCGAAGUGGAGUUAGGUAGAGACAGUUAUGAGACUGCACUCAGACACAGCUGUACAACUGAUUUUCAAGUGUGAGACUGCCUUUUGUACUCUCCUUCCACCUGUAGCAAUAUAAGUGUUCUUUUUUUAAAAAAAGAUUCCCUUUUUGUAUUUAUCGUGCCACCAAGCAUUUCAGAAAACAAAUAUGGAUGGAAUUUUGGUACUUGUCAUCAUUAGUUAAUUGUCACAUAGUCCUAUACUCUCUACAGAAUCAGGCUAUACUAUGCACGGGAUUGCUACAAAAGAAAUGGUUUCAUCUCAGUUUUCACAUUUUUUAGUUGUUUUAAUUAUGUUUUAGUCAAGUUGUUGAGGAAAUGCAUAACCUUUUUGACAUAAAUACCAUGCCUGUACAAUGCAGUCAGUGUAACUGUUACUUUUCACAAUGAUUCACAAUGUUCCACAUUUGAUAAAUUAUUAAUGAUUUUAAAAGUAAUUUUAUGGAAAAUUCAUCUGUCUCCUCCUGUGAGAUUGUGGGUAGAAUUGCUCUACCUUAUGAAAGGAUUAUGAAAUGUGAUGCCUGUUUUGUGCUGUUUUACUUGCAAAGUAGAUUUAAUAGCUUUGAUAAUCUACAGGGAUGAUACAGGUUCUGGAAUUUUCUUUAUUUCACUAACCAAAAAUGGACCAUUUUAUAUUAGACGAUAUUUUUUUGAUUGUGGGUAGCCACUACAGUUUCAUUUGUAUAGUGUGAAUUAUUACCAGUUCAAAGAGUCUUUGUGAUGGCCCUGCCACACAUGACUCCUCAGUUCUUACCACUCUUUGUAAUAACUUUUUUUUUUUUUAUGAAAGUAACCUUGACCUAGUCAUGUGGAAUUUCAAUGCUUGAUAUUUGUUGACUUUUAAAAGAGGGCCUUUCUUUCGUAGAUGUUCUUUCUUUAAUCCUGUGGAUUCAGUUGAUACAAAAAAAUAUAUCUGACCAAACAAGAUGGAAGUUGCAAUUAAACAUUAGUCUACAUGGGAAGAACUGUUACAUUGUUGAAUGCCCUUGAGCCCUCUAGCAUGCUUUGUUUCUUUGUACAGAUGUUCUGCCAGAUACCUAAUGACAGUUUGUGGGUGUGAGACUAGCCCGCUCCUCUAAAACAGCCUGAACAUUCCAGAGGGGAGUUCCAUGACCUGGCUGGUACUAUUUAACAUUGUCCAGAUAAAUCACUUUAUCUUAACAUUGUUAUAUAAUGCCACUAAGAAUUCAAUUUUGUUUAUUUUUUUAGCUUAAAAAUAUUAGAUUGAAGAGUGCUUUUAUUCCUUUUUGAGAAUUGACCACUAAUAUCUAUUAAAGCACUGCAUCACA